AUGGAUCAUUCAUGGCGCCCUAGAAUACCACCAGGUAAUCUCUGUCCAAUCUGCUCAAAUUCACACUUCCCAUUUUGUCCUCCACCUUUCCCAGAUUUCACCAGACCACCCCACAAAUUCCUGCCACCUCCACCACCUCAAUACUCAGAACAAUUCUACCAUCGACCCCCUCCCCCACGACCCCCGCCACUACAGCCGACGAAUGGUCCAUUUGUCGAUCAUCAUGGGGGACCCACAAUGAAGUCUUAUCCUCCACAGCAGCGGAUAUCUAAUGGUAAUUCCAAUUUUAAUGGGGACCCAUAUGGGAAUAUGCAUCCUGGGUAUGAUUUUAAUAAUGGUCAAGUUGGUGUAAAGAGAAUGAGAUCCGAGGAUUCCCGCCUUCAUCCAGGUCCGUAUUCAUUGCGGGUUUUGGCUGAGGAUGAGAGGAGAUUGAAGUUGAUACACGAUCAUGGAGCGUCGAAUCACAAUUUAGGUACAUUUUACGAGGGUGGAUGUAAGAUUUCAGGUAAUAAUUUUGAGAGUGAUUUUCAUGAUCUGGGUGUUGGCCGUUUUGAGAGGAAUGGGGGAGUUUAUAGUGUAGAAAUUGAUUCAAAUAUGAAGCGAAAACGUGCAGAGCAUUUUGAGUAUCAGCAUAGUGAAAAUAAUAAAAACUCAUAUAACCAAACAGGGAGUAAUUUGAUUCAGAGUCGUGCAUAUGGAACUAAUGGUCAUGAGGCUGAUGGUUACAAUGAUGCAUUAUAUAAAGAGCAGAGAAGUUUUCCUCAGGGAGACGCGGAGUUUCACAAUCAGUUUCCAGAGUCGUAUACUAAGCAACAAUAUUUAAUGGAGCCAAAACCUGCCCAUUAUAGUUUAUCAAAUUUGAGUGGAAUGAAUAUGGCUCCCAUACAGGAUUCUCAGGUGUUUAGUGGCCAGCCCCCGCUUCCAAAUUCACCACCGCCACCCCUUCCCAUGGCGCAGCCGGCGCACCAUUUGUCAGGGCGGGUUGUUUCAUUGUCUCCAGCAGGAACAAGCUCUUUGUUUCCACUUCGAGUUGAUUCUGCAGCCUCUUUACAGUCAUCAAACACUGCAGUUUCUGAAGCCAUCUCCUCAGGGGCGAUGUACUAUCCAAAUAAUGCCAAUCUGAAUUCAAGUGGUAAUCCAAACGAGGAAGUUCGUGCAAUGCAGAUGGCUCCAUCCAAGUCAAUUUUAGGAGAAAGAGAACUGUUUCCUCCGCGGCGUCUCUCUUCUGAUGAACCGAAAGUUAUUGAUGCCUCGCACAUUUUGAAGCAUCCACAUCGUGCUACCCGCCCUGAUCAUAUCGUUAUAAUUCUGCGAGGACUUCCAGGUGGCGGAAAGAGCUACUUGGCAAAAAUGCUACGCGAUAUAGAGGUUGAGAAUGGUGGUAGUGCUCCACGGAUCCAUUCCAUGGAUGAUUAUUUCAUGACUGAAGUUGAAAAGGUUGGGGAGAGCGAGGGUUCAAAACCUUCUGGUUCAGUUCGUGGGAAAAAAACAGUCACGAAGGUCAUGGAGUACUGUUACGAACCUGAAAUGGAAGAGGCAUAUCGAUCAAGCAUGUUGAAGGCAUUUAAAAAGACCCUUGAUGAAGGGGUUUUCUCCUUUGUAAUUGUGGAUGACCGCAAUCUGCGGGUAGCUGAUUUUGCUCAGUUUUGGGCAACUGCAAAGAGAUCGGGAUAUGAGGUUUACUUACUAGAAGCCACAUACAGGGACCCAGUGGGCUGUGCUGCGAGGAAUGUGCAUGGUUUCUCCCAUAGUGACAUACAAAAGAUGGCUAAUCAAUGGGAAGAAGCUUCAUCCCUGUAUAUGAAGCUAGACAUCAAGUCGUUACUCCAUGGAUAUGAUUUACAGGAAAAUGGCAUCCAAGAGGUUGACAUGGAUACAGAAGACGUUGAUCACAAUGUUGACCUCUCUGGUUCACAAGAAAGAAGCUUUGAAAAGUUCACAGGUCCUUCUGGAGAAGAUCUUCCUUCUGACUGUCCAUCGAAAGAUGAUCAGAAAUGGGACACUGCGGAAGAUCGUCCUAUGGAGGAAGUCAAAGAAUUGCGAAAGAGUAAGUGGUCAAAUGAUUUGGACGAAGAUUAUGUUAAAAAGACUGAAGUGGCCCGAGGAAAUUUAAAUUCUCUUUCUGGUUUGAUUCAAUCUUACAGUAAGGAAGGUAAAUCUGUGCGUUGGGCCGAUAAGGUUGGCAGCAGUGGAUUUUCAAUAGGGGCAGUGAAAUUGUCAAACACGUUAUCUUUAGUAAUUGGUCCUGGUGCUGGAUACAACUUGAAGUCUAACCCGUUGCCCGACGAAGAUAAGCUGAGUUCCCAGAGAAGUGUCAAAUCAAAGAGGCAAAAUGUAUUCCAAGAACAAUUACGUGCUGAGCGCGAGUCUUUCAGAGCUGUUUUCGACAAGAGGAGACAGCGAAUCGGCAGGCUCGACUUGGAUGAAGAAUGA
Fraxinus pennsylvanica is the source of this 2433-nucleotide messenger RNA. Lineage: Eukaryota; Viridiplantae; Streptophyta; Magnoliopsida; Lamiales; Oleaceae. The record is from the annotation of a GenBank genome assembly.